Messenger RNA from Geodia barretti, 2861 nucleotides. The record is from the annotation of a GenBank genome assembly. Lineage: Eukaryota; Metazoa; Porifera; Demospongiae; Tetractinellida; Geodiidae.
UUUACUCAUAUAAGCCACGCCCCUCACUUCGGAGCCACGCCCUGCUCUGAGGUUAGUUAUGAAGGGUCGAGCCCGCCGCGUCCUUCUGGCCGAUUUGGCCAAGAUAAAGGAGUCAAAGUUUGAUCCAGUCUGGUUAGCAGAGGAGCUGUUUGCGGCUGGAAUCGUUGGAGAGGAGGAAAGAGUAGCUGCUAAGGAUGAAACGGUUUCCAAAGAGCACCGACGGGACGAGCUGCUAGACUUGGUUAUGGGGAACGGAGGGGAGAGCGUGUUCCAGACCUUCGUGAAUAUAUUUUCCAGCAAACGGCACAUGCACUGGCUUGCUAUGGAUCUAAAAGAUGAGUUCCUGAGGCAAGGAGGAGUGUGGAUGAAGGAAGAGCCAGUCAGGAUAUCUGAUGAUAUACCAGAGCCUGGUGCAGUAACCCAAACUAUUACACCUGCUGGUGACUCUUUGGUUGUCCUAGAUAAGAGGCUAAACAAAGAUGAUGCCGUUGACAUUGUUCGACAAUUACUUGAUGUACAGAACAAGGCAAAAACUUUAGGUCGGCUUUUAAAAUUACCUAGAGCCAUUAUAGAGGUAACCCCUCAGCUGACCGGUGAUCCUCAGGCUCCUCUUUUCUAUAUCAUUGAUGAGUUUCUGAAACAAGUUGAUCCCAGACCAACGUGGAGGCUGAUCCUGAAUGCCCUCAGAGAUCCGCUAAUUGGGGAACAUAGCCUGGCUCAGGAGAUAGAAAUGUCUCUAACAACGGACAUAACUUCUCCCAGUCUUCCUGCAGCUUCUCUUUCCCAGUCCUCAUUUCCUACUUCAGUCCCCAACUCCACUUCCCCUACUGAUGUGCUCCAAUCCACUACUGCUGCUGCUGCACCCCUUCCAGCAUUAACUGCAGACUCCCAGUCAUUAUCAGUUUCACAGUCUAUCUCGACCGUUUCAGUCUCCAGGUCUAAGUUACCAGGAACAGGCUCUAGCUCUCCUGGAGAUUCCACUCAAUGGACAAAGAGAGACUCUCGCCCCACUCAUCAAGCCGUAAGACAUAGAUCCCAGGAAAUGGCUAAACCUGCUCAGACUCAUUUUAGAGCUCUCAGUCCUGCCUCCACUAGUGUGGUCCAUAAGUCAAGGUCACGGGGACCAAGUUCUGGGUCUCUUACAAAGAAAGUUCAUUACUCAACAAAGGGGACUGCCUCCCAGAAGUUAACAGCAGUUGUGGCAAAGCCUCAACCAAGUGGACAUCGUUCUCAAGAAAAAGCAACCUUAGGUGCUGUUGGUGGUCACUCUUCUAUGGCUGAAACACAGCAUAGCACUAAACAUAAAAACACCAGUGGACAGCAGAGCUCCAGUGUAGUAUCUAGAACUACACAUGGCAUCAAAGCUGUUAGUGCAUCAAGAACACGGAAAGUGGAGGCUCUGCAGUUUUUCCUCAUCUUUACCCACUGCAGUCGCUCCCACUGCAUCAGACAUGCCACUGUCUGUGACUUACAGUUGUGAUAUGGCUGAAGUACAAAGUAAUAUGCAAAGGCUUCAUGCGAGGUUUGAGGAUUUGCAGAAUGCAGUUAUAAUGUCAUUGGUUCGAAAUGGAGUUCCAGUUUCACAUUUUGUUCGUGAACUUUCAAUGCUCCGAGCAUCAAAUGUAGUCGAACAUGAAAACUACUUUUCUGAAGACGUUAGGGAAUUUGGCAAAUGUGUGAAGUACCGUCCCUUAUUUUCCCAUCUCAGUCCUCACUGCCACUUUCUCUCACCUCAUUUGCUCUAUCAUCUCAUUCGAAAGUUUCUAAAGGCUUUUAAAGAAAUGGUGUCUUAUGACACAUAUCUUAGCCAAUUUAGGAAUGAGACUCUCUUGGGGUUGUUUGCUCAGAUAAAGCAUCUACGUAUUCCACUGCCAGAAGGUUUCUCCAGUAUCCUCGUACAUUUUAAAGGUGACGUUUCGAAAGAUAUGACAUUAGGCAACGUAGAUGUUUUCAGGAAAAAGUACUUGAAACAUCACAAGCUGUGUGAUUAUACACUCGUGCUAGUAACCAAUGAUAUGAUGCUGCCAUCAAGUGCUUCAUUUUCAGUUCCCAAUUCUGUCACCGAGAGACUGAAAAAUGACAUUCCUAUUCAACUUUUGAAAGAAUUCGGUGUCAUUAAGUUUGAAAUCGCUGGAACUCCAAUGUACGGUGAGGCGGGUAUGACUGUCUCAGGAGUACCUCCUUCAGCCAACGAUCAUCUUACUAUUGCUGCACCCCUAACUCCAGGUAAGACGGCAAAUUCGAGUGUCUUAGAAAAAGAGGAGGUAGAAGGCGCGGCACACGUAGUUGGACAAGCUGCCACACCCUCUCCAGGGGUCACUAUCUCCAGGGCUGUAGUAGAGACUGAGGAACGUCAGUUACGGUCCUCUCAGGCUCCUCCCAGUGUUCCUCAAGAAUGUGAAACUGCCACUAAUACCGCAAGACCAAACGAGCCUGCUGACAACACUUCAGCUCUGAAAACUGUCCAUUUUCUUACAAUAGACAAUGCUCAAGAUGUUUUUGAGAUGAUGUAUGAAGCACGAGAGAAGUGGCGUAACAUUGGAGGAGCCUUCCGCCUUACCCCGUCAACUCUCAACAAUAUUAAUUUAGAAAACCAAAACAGUGAUGACAAACUACGCAAUGUCAUCAUUGAAUGGCUCAAUAGAUAUGGAGGAACUGGAGAUUGCACUUGGACCCAUGUGGCCAUGGCACUGAGAAAUAAAACUGUGGCUCGAGAAGAUGUUGCUCGUGAGGUGUUAGAGCAGCAUCCCCAGCCAUGGAGUGUUCCUCCUCCCUCCCUUCCUCCUCCACACACUUCCCCUGACUCAGGAUCUGGAGCUACUGCAGCUACUCUGAAACCCAGUACCUCCCACCCUGUUGCA